AUGGAACAAAUGGAGAGAGAUCUCGCUCUUACCAACCGCCGUAAACCAUCGUACUUCACCGGUGGGUGCUUGAGUUCGCCGUCUUCUUGUCUCUCAUUGAUCCACAGAGAUACAGAGUACGCUCGAAUCGGUAACCACAACAAGAAGACAAGAUCAAGUCCGAUAUUAAGGAAUUUGCUAAGAAGAUUAUUAUUGGUUACAAGGUGCGGGUUCGAGAACACGAAGCCGAAGACGUUAAUGAAGUUUCACUACGAUGUUUUGCCUAAAAGGAUUCAUAAUUUUACUUCAGAGUCCAACUGUUGGGGAUUAAAGGGAUUUGAUUCGUACGGAAGAGGAGAACUUCUCUCAGCCAUUGAUCAUCAAAUGGGGAAAGAUUAUGAUAUGAAGCAAGCAGAGUGCCUUAUGGUUGUGGGGUUAUGGUGUGCCCACCCUGAUAUAAACUCUAGGCCUUCGACAAAACAAGCCAUCCAACCAAAUUUCUUGUGGACAACGUUAAAAGAAGCAUUAUUCAGUUUUCAACCAGGUGAUCCCGGGGACAUAGGUUACCACGGGGAUGCAUCUCCCGAUGAAGAUGGAACCGUGAGCUUCAACAACGGUUCACAUACAUCUCAGGUUGGUUGGAUUACUUACUCCAAGAAGGUUCCUAUCUCGAGUCCUAGAACUGGCAAGGCUUCCGAUUUCAACACCAGCUUCUCCUUCAAGAUCGAUGCUCGAAACCUUUCAGCAGAUGGCCAUGGGAUAUGUUUCUUUCUUGCUCGUGUGGGAGCUCAACUCCCUGCUUACUCAGUUGCUGGUUUCUUGGGUCUCUUCACUCGAGACGAUAUCUACAAAUCUUCAUUCCCUCUCGUCCAUGUCGAGUUCGACACGUUCAGCGACCCAGGCUGGGAUCCUAGGGGCGUUGGAUCUCAUGUUGGGAUCAAUAACAACUCACUUGCUUCUUCCAACUUCACCUCUUGGAACGCAAGCAAGCACAGCCAAGAUAUUGGUCAUGCACGGAUCUCAUAUGAUUCUGCUGCUAAGAACUUGAGCGUGACCUGGGGUUAUGAGCUAACAGAUGAUCCAAAGGAGAAUUCAAGCCUUUCAUACAUCAUCGACCUCGUAAAGGUUCUACCAUCAGAAGUUAUGCUCGGGUUUAUAGCCGCUGCUGGUGAAAACACAGAGGAACAUAGACUCUUGUCAUGGGAGCUCAGUUCAAGUCUUGAUAGCGAGACAGACAACAACAGGAUCGGCCUUGUAAUUGGCCUUUCGGGUAUCAUUGUGCUGGCCUUUUUGGUGAUCACAAUCGCUGCGGUUUGGUGGCGGACGCAAAGAAGGAGGAAAGCAAGAGAGAUGACAAACACGAUAUCGAUAAACGAAGACCUCGAAAGGGAAACAGGACCAAGAAAGUUUUCUUAUAAGGACCUCGUGUCUGCAACCAACGGAUUCUCAGAGCAUAGGAAGCUCGGCGAAGGAGGGUUUGGAGCGGUUUACAGUGGGAAUUUGAAAGAGAUCAAUAUGAUGGUUGCGGUGAAGAAGCUGUCGGGUGGUUCUAGGCAGGGAAAGAAAGAGUUUCUAAACGAAGUUAAGGUCAUCAGCAAGUUAAGACACCGGAACCUGGUGCAGCUCAUCGGUUGGUGUAACGAAGGAAAAGAGUUUCUGCUGAUAUAUGAGUUGAUGCCGAAUGGUAGCUUGAACUCUCACCUCUUUGGUAAAAGAACACAAGUACUCUCAUGGCACAUAAGCUUUGGGAUUGUUUUACUAGAGAUUGUCACGGGGAGAAAAUCGUUGGAGCGAACAAAAGAAGAUGAAGAAGAGGAGCAAGAAGAAGAAGAAAACAGUGAUACAGAGAGCGACGAGAAGAGCCUUGUGGAGAAAGUGUGGGAGCUUUAUGGGAAACAAAAACUGUUGGUUUCAGGUGUGGAUGAGAAACUGGGUGAUGAUUUCAAUAUGGAAGAAGCUGAGUGUCUUCUGGUUUUGGGGUUAUGGUGUGGCCAUCCUGAUAAAAACUCGAGGCCUUCCAUAAAACAAGCGAUCCAAGUCCUCAACUUUGAGUCGCCAUUGCCUGAUAAUCUUCCAUUGAAGAGGCCUGUUGCUACGUUUUACACCUCGUCUUCUUCUUCUCCCUCCGUUAACUCGAGUAGAGCUUCAAUAACGUUCUCAAGCAACCAAUUUGGCCGUUAG
Molecule: messenger RNA, 2160 nt
Organism: Thlaspi arvense
Lineage: Eukaryota; Viridiplantae; Streptophyta; Magnoliopsida; Brassicales; Brassicaceae
Source: the annotation of a GenBank genome assembly